Molecule: messenger RNA, 1608 nt
Organism: Rotaria sp. Silwood1
Lineage: Eukaryota; Metazoa; Rotifera; Eurotatoria; Philodinida; Philodinidae
Source: the annotation of a GenBank genome assembly
AUGUCUUCUGACGACGACGAAAGUCCACCUAAACAACUUCUUGAACCACUAACUCAUUUUCAACCUCCACCAUCUUUUUCAUCUUCUACAUCUAUGGCAACAAACGUACCUACACCAGUUAAAAAACCUUAUCAAAUUUCCUUUUCUUCACGUGAAGAUGAAAUAGAAUAUACACGUAAAUUGUUGGAUAACUGUUCAACUUUCAAUGGUGAUCUUGAACAACUCACUACGUGGUUGAAAGAAACCAGUGCCUUCAUUCUCAAGGAAGGAUACCCCGAAACCGAUCAUCCAUUUAUCAUUCGUCAUCUUUUAACUGAUGAUGCUCUUGAUUUUUAUCUAGCUCAUGAAGAUAUAAUUUUCAAUUUUUACGAUCUUCGAAAAUUAUUCUUACAUAAACACCAUGUACUUAUUCCUCUACGUACUGUUUCAACACUUGAUUCUAUUGGCUCCUUGACAUUGAACGAUACACCAUCUGUGCUAACUUCCACUCAACUUCCACCUACUACAACAGUUUCUACACCUGCUACUCAAACAACAUUUUCUUUUACUCAAUCAAUUGAUGAAUUAACACAAAAUGAUAUUCGAAAAACUAUUAUCGAAGAUUUACAACGGAACACUUCAAAAUUUACUAGUGAUAAUCGACAAGAUGUCAUUAAAUGGCUUAAAAAUAUUAAUAAUAAAUUUGAAACAGCUGGUAUUCCAGAUGUUAAAAAGUUCGAUUUUAUAUCACAACUUCUUGAAAAGGGUGCUCUUGAUUGGUUCUAUGAUAACAAAUCUAAACUCAAUCAUUCUUGGUCAGAUUUUGUAGAACACUUUAAACGUACAUUUGAUUCUCCAAAUCGUGCACGUAUUGCAAUGCAAAAACUUCAUUCGUAUACUCAAUCUCCACAACAGGAUAUCCGCAGUUUCUGCAGUGAAAUGCGCAAGCUUUUUCUUGAAGCAGAUCCCGAAAUGAGUUCUACCAUGAAAUUGGAGUUAUUAUUAGCUAAAGUUCAUCCUAGUUAUCGUUUAGCUUUAUUGAAACAGAAACCCAAGGAUCCUGAUGAAUUUGAACUGAUGGCAAAAGAUUUAGAAAAUACUUAUCUCGUUUUGGCUGCUAUUGAACAAAAUAAUCAAUCUACGAAUUCGUUUACACCUGCACCAACCACUACUUCAUUUACUCCAUAUUCUAGUCCGUCUUCCCAACAUCACCAACGCCCAUCUUAUAAUCCUUCUCAACAAUAUGGUUAUCGUUCUUAUAAUCCUUCGCAUUAUUCUUCACAACCUUCUUCAUCUACACCUACCACCCGUUUAUCUACUCCAUCAUCGGCAACAUCUUUACGUCGACCUUUUCAACCUCGAUCUGUACGUGGGACCAACAACCCUCGUUUCAAAACUCCUCGACAAAAUCUUUUUGUUUUUCAACCAUCGACGUCUUCAUCCACAACACUUCAAUCCUCACAAUCCUCAGAAAAUCUGACUCCACUUAUGUCCAUACCUGAUGCGAAUGCAUCUCCCACGUCACUACCUGCUACAUCUUCAUCACCUACACCUACAAUUCGUUGUCAACUUUGUUCUAACGAUGGACAUUCUGCUCGUGCCUGUCCUUUCUGGAACUGGAGUCAGUAG